GCUAGUAUAUAAUGAAUGCCUUCACUUCCAUCGUCUAGUUGGUCCACUUAUUGUUCUCCUCUCCCCCGCGACAUCAGAAGGGGAAAAGUGACGACGGAGCAAUGGUUCACGUUAGUUUUUAUAGAAACUAUGGGAAGACUUUCAAGAAACCUCGUCGUCCGUACGAGAAAGAGCGUUUGGAUGCCGAGUUGAAGCUCGUCGGAGAGUAUGGGCUCCGAUGUAAGAGGGAGUUGUGGAGGGUUCAGUACGCUCUGAGCCGCAUCCGUAAUAACGCGAGAAUGCUUCUCACUCUCGAUGAGAAGAAUCCUCGUCGGAUAUUUGAAGGUGAAGCCCUUCUUCGCAGGAUGAACAGGUACGGUCUUUUGGAUGAGAGCCAGAACAAGCUCGAUUACGUAUUGGCCUUAACUGUGGAGAACUUCCUCGAGCGCCGUCUCCAGACUCUUGUGUUCAAGUCUGGAAUGGCAAAGUCAAUUCACCAUGCCCGAGUGCUAAUUAGGCAGAGACAUAUCAGGGUUGGAAGGCAGGUGGUUAACAUUCCAUCUUUCAUGGUGAGGGUGGACUCGCAGAAGCAUAUUGAUUUCUCUCUCACUAGUCCUCUUGGAGGUGGUCGCCCUGGAAGAGUGAAGCGAAAGAACCAGAAGGCCGCUGCCAAGAAGGCUGCUGGAGGAGAUGGAGAUGAAGAGGAUGAAGAUUGAGCCUCAUCUCUUGCUUGCCGCCUUUCCUCUUUUAUAAUUAUUUUUAUUCUCUCAUCUCCAGUUAGAUUUGUUGUUUGGGAACGUUGAGGUCUAGAAGUCAUAAAUUUUGAUGAUUUUCUUGUCAUAUAACUUAUUGGUUGCUACUCUUUUAAGGGUUAUGACUUGUUUCUGAAGAGCAUCAUUUGUUGUUAACUUGCUUUAAAUUUCAAACGGUUAUGGUUUUCAAGUUUAGACAGGUAUAUAUUUGCUAA
Nelumbo nucifera (sacred lotus) is the source of this 946-nucleotide messenger RNA. RefSeq names its product small ribosomal subunit protein uS4y-like. Gene Ontology annotation, cellular component: cytosolic small ribosomal subunit. Gene Ontology annotation, biological process: translation; ribosomal small subunit biogenesis. The record is from RefSeq and is a predicted model, not a curated record. Gene Ontology annotation, molecular function: structural constituent of ribosome; rRNA binding. Lineage: Eukaryota; Viridiplantae; Streptophyta; Magnoliopsida; Proteales; Nelumbonaceae.